This is a messenger RNA of Didymodactylos carnosus, 840 nucleotides long. The record is from the annotation of a GenBank genome assembly. NCBI's taxonomy places the organism in Eukaryota, Metazoa, Rotifera, Eurotatoria, Philodinida, Philodinidae.
AUGGAUUUACACACUUUACCAUCAAAAAUUGUUGACAGUAUCGAAUCCGAAUGCUUGCCAUCAAAUACCGUCAUAUUUUGCCAACAUGGUAAAUGGGUGUACAUAGCACAUGAAGAUAAACUACCUGUAAAAGAACAGGUUCCUGUUCAACUUGAGUCAUUAGGACCAUUUGGAACACGAUCGGUCGAUGAUAUUUCUCUCCAACUAGCAUAUGAUGGCCUCACAUAUGACUUAUAUUACAACGGCACGACAAAUACGUAUAACCUUCGCACACCAGUUGCGCGAGUCACACUGCAAGGCCUUGCUUCAGAUGUGGCUAAUAUUCCUCCUAAUGCUACACAUUUCUGUUGGAUUCAUCCACCAUCUCCAUCUCUCAUUAUAAAGGAGAAUUGUCCAGCGGAACAAUUCUUGAAAACAGGUGGCUAUGCUUACUUCAAACUCGAACAACAAUCAAAUGCUGCCUUUCAAACACUUCGGAUCAACGCACUGUAUGAAGCUACUAAUGGUCUAGAGUUUGAGGAAAGAAAAGAAUGGCGAUGUAAAUAUACUGAACAGUUAUGGAAUGAUGGACGGUUCCAGCCGACUGUUUCAGCAUCACUAGUGGAAAAAGGUGUAAAAUAUUAUUGUUUCCUUAAUCCAGAUGAAUGUGUCACCGCUACGGGACAAGCCUCGUGGGUACCUUGUGCUCAUGGCGGAUUUGUUUUUCUUUACGGCGAAGAUGAACGUCAUCCGCACGCCUUUGAUUGUUAUUUUUCUGUUGCUGACAACUGUCUUGGAGUUUGUCCAGCAGAUGAGAACGAAAAAGCAGAUGAGGUACUUAAAAGUAUUAAUAAUAUCUAG